AUAUCUGUACAAUUUUACACGAACAUGAAACUCCGGUGGUAUAGUGCAAUACCGAUGACUUUAAAAUACCUACAGUAAUUUCCACUGACUUGUAAACAAGCGCGCUUUCCAUACUUCGACCGACCUCAUGGUUAGAAUAGCAACCCUGCCUUACUAUCGGCUGUACCAAUUCAACACUAUCCGACCAAUUGAAAAGAUUGCGGAAUUUGCAUCUGAGCAACCGCCAGACUCGACGAAGAUUGCGCAGGCUCUUGCAACAUGGAGAGGACGGAAACUCGCCGAGCUCCAAUUCAUUACUAUUGCUUGCACUGUUCUUGCAGCAGCCGUCAUCGGCUCUUUCUCCUGGACCACGAUAGAAGAAGCGCAUUGGCUCACACAUGGCUUUUGGCACAGCAGUCUGAUCUUCUCGGUCCUGGGGAUCCUUCUCUGUGCGUCAGAAGUCACUGUACUUCACCUGCUAGGUCCCGUGGAGACCCGCCCCAAACAUCACGAAAGAAGCGACUUCGAGAAGUACAAGCCGCUGUUGUUGUCUCGCUCUAACAAUCUGCGUGAACCGCAUUUUAUACCACGUAGGAAGAUGGUGUUCACUUGGCAAGGACCACUGAUGUUCAUGUCAUAUUCUGUGUGCACGUUUCUUGCGGGCCUAACAGUUCUGGUGUGUACUCCACUCAUACAUGGUGGGGCAGGCUGGACCGCGGGACAUAGUAUCGCAGUUAUGUACCUGACAGUCUUUGCAGGUGCAGGGGCUAUAUUCGUCUUCUGCUCCUUUUGGGUGUACCACUAUGUGGAGCUUGAACUCGAAUUCAAUGAGCAAGAGGCUGGCGGUGCAAGCCCCAGUCCAACAGACUCAUUAGGGUAUGGGAACAUGUUCAGUAUCUCCAUGGAAGGUGGACCUUCAAUGAGUGGCCCUGGAGCUCAAGAGUGGCGUCCACCAAGAAAGUCAAUAAGACACGACACAACUUGAUCCAAGCAUUCACGGCGUAGGUUCCGAGCAUCCGUGGCUCAAGUUUCGAUAAUUGCUGC
Molecule: messenger RNA, 1023 nt
Organism: Boeremia exigua
Lineage: Eukaryota; Fungi; Ascomycota; Dothideomycetes; Pleosporales; Didymellaceae
Exons: 3
Coding region: 128-964 (278 amino acids)
Source: RefSeq, a predicted model, not a curated record